Diachasma alloeum is the source of this 1275-nucleotide messenger RNA. RefSeq names its product putative ammonium transporter 1. Gene Ontology annotation, molecular function: ammonium channel activity. Bases 1 to 1275 code for a protein of 424 amino acids. The transcript is spliced from 2 exons. Gene Ontology annotation, biological process: ammonium transmembrane transport; ammonium homeostasis. Gene Ontology annotation, cellular component: membrane. Lineage: Eukaryota; Metazoa; Arthropoda; Insecta; Hymenoptera; Braconidae. The record is from RefSeq and is a predicted model, not a curated record.
AUGGACGAGUCCUGUGAGAAAGGAAAAUUGAGAGAAUCUGAUGAAUCUAGUGCCAACCUCGCAUCCUUGUCCGUCAUAAUUCGUAUUGUUUUGAUUAUCCUACUACGUGGGGGAUUUUUAUUAGUCCAAGUCGGCAAUAUAGCAGUGAGCAAUGUCAACCUAAUCAUUCUGCAUAAUAUCGUCGAGAUAUCCUGGGUGACCAUUUGUUGUAUUAUUAUUGGCUCGACCGUUGGAUUCACUGGAGGUGGUGGAUAUUGGAGGUGGAUCGUCGGUGACGAUGAUGAUUAUGAUAAAACAGCUAGGGAAAGAGUUCUAGCUGUGUGGCAGAGUGUCAUUGUAGCGUCUGGUAUUUUUACCAACUGCAUUGCUGGUAGGAUGCACACUGUUGGCACUCUAGCCAUUGGGAUAAUCUUCGGAGGGUUAUUGCAACCACUCAUCAUUCACUGGGGCUGGAGUAUCAAUGGCUGGAUGAUUAACAAUCCACUGAGAGAGGCCAAUAACUCCUCAGGGUUUAUCGACACUGGAGGUGGAGCUCUUAUCCAUGCCACUGGUGGUGUUGUAGGGCUCGUUGCCUGUUUGAUUUUGGGGAGGAAAGUUGAUGCAACAACUAGUGGAGUCGAUGCCAAUGUCGCUAGCACAUUUGUUGGAUAUUUCUUCAUUCUUAUUGGUCUCCAGAGUUUGACAAUAUCCAAUCUCUCUGAAGUAUAUUUCACUACAAGAGACGUUGAAAUCGACUUGACCAUCAUCAACAAUCUUCUGUCGAUAUCUAUGUGUGCUAUGGUGACAGUAGGACUUCAUUUUUUUCUCCGUCAACCCUUCAAUCAGAUGACGGUAAUGAGGUGCAUUCAGGGAAUGAUUGCAGGUGCCGUUGUUGUCUCGGCCGGUGGGAGCAUUUACCCACCGUAUGUAGCUCUCACUCUGGGAGCUAUCAAUGGAAUUCUCUUUUACUUCACUAUCAAAUUCAUAGCACAGUGUAGUUUUGUCGAGGACUACUGCAACACAAUUGCCAUUCAUUUGGUAUCUGGAUUAUUUGGGGCAUUGGUUGUUCCAUUUUUUAAUAAAGCGGAUGAUGAAUUCAACAUUUUAAACUCGUUAUUGGAUUUUUCAUGGCAAAUUAUUUGCCUGCUCUCCAUAAUUGGGCCAAUUAUCCUCAUUAUGACGGCUGUAUUUAUGAGUCUAGGGUGCUGCGGGCUACUGAGAAAUCGCUCUGAACAUUUGAGUCAUUUGCGAGUAGCAGCAGCACUCAUGGCCACACAAAACUCUCACUCACGGUAA